This is a messenger RNA of Aspergillus pseudonomiae, 1401 nucleotides long. Its product is annotated as putative solid-state culture specific protein. The coding region runs from base 1 to 1401 and encodes 466 amino acids. The record is from RefSeq and is a predicted model, not a curated record. Lineage: Eukaryota; Fungi; Ascomycota; Eurotiomycetes; Eurotiales; Aspergillaceae. Gene Ontology annotation, molecular function: ATP binding; metal ion binding. The transcript has a single exon.
AUGCACGCUCACACACGCCCAGUCGUCCUCGAUUAUACAUUGGAAGAUCUGUACUCUUUGGAUGGUGGGAAAGCCUCGGACGUUGUUCUGGCCUUUGCCUUUCCCAUCCCUCGCGUACAAGCCGCAUCUUCUCUGCCUUUAUCGAAGGGUUUCACGUACCAGAGCCCACUGGCGGAGUACCCUUGCAAGCAGGAUUUGGCCAAAAAGCUUCUGCAGGGCAUACCGCAGCGAUAUGGAUUCAUUUCGGGGAAGAUGCCUCUGGUGCUAUUCGAACUCGAUCUCGAUGACCACGAGAAGAACGCACAAGACCCGCCGGUAAAGUUGCGUGCCCAUCAUAUUGAUACUAUGGAGGUCUAUAAACAAUUAAGCCCGGACCAACAACCCAAAGUCAUCUUUGCUCGCAGCCCAGCAGAUGUGGUCCUGCCGCCAAAUGUGCGGUUAGCCGUUCUGAGUCCCGUAGACUGUCUGGCACAUCUGCCGCAUGUCGUCGAUACGGAGGCGCACUAUAACUUGCUAUCAAAAAGAGGGCUAGCGUAUUCCGGCCUUCCAACUCCGCCGUCCGUUGUGAUUGACAGCCAUCUACUCCCUUCUCAAGUGCACGAUUCAUGUCUGGUCGACGCCGAAGCCCAACGUAUGCUGCGUACAGUCCACGAAAAGGACCUCCCAUUCAUCGUGAAGGUCCCACAAUCAAUCUCCGGCCAGGGAACAUUUAUUCUGCGCACGGAAUCCGAUCGACAGGAUGCGAUAGCCGUACUCCGGGAGGAGCUACGUGAGAUGAUCCAAGAAGUGCACCCAACAAAUCAACAUCUUUCCCCCUGUAGCCUGAUAAUCCAGGACUUCCUGGAAGGAGAGACAAUGGCGUUGUCGUUGUUUGUGACGUGUAAAGGCCGCGGGAUCUUCAUCGGCUAUACCAAACAGCUUUUUAACGACAACGAUCUUUGGGUUGGGGGUUGCAUAUCAUAUCCUGAACAGCCACAGCGGGAGCAGGAAUAUGCGGAAUUCACCGACCAGUUGGCCCAUUUCCUGUACAGCAAGGGCUACUACGGUCCAGCAGGGGUAGACUUCAUGAUCGGCCCAGAUGGACGGUUCCUAGUUCUCGACAUGAACAUCCGCGUCACGGGAACCUAUCAUCUGGGAUGUCUUCGAGGCCACUUCAUGCAACGGGGCUUUUCAGAAGCUACUAUGCUCUAUCCAGUUUACAUUGGAUGCGCGAAGGAUGAGUUCCGGGAUUUCUUCCGAAACGAGUUCAAGGAUGGGAGCAUGAUCCUCAGCUCAUGGACUACUAACCCACACCCAAAGCCUCAUUCUGUCUCGAUCACCAUAGCAGGGGUGGACAGGGUAGCCCUUAGUAGCUUGAUUGACAAAGUCAAUGCUUUCAGUGCAAGUGUUACUCGCGGGUAG